GAGACUCGGACGCACAGCUGUGAAAGUCCGCGAUGUCCUCUCCCAGCGCCACCUCCAACCCUCUGAGCACCCUGGCGCCCAAAAGGAAGACGAAGAAGAAACACUUCGUGCAGCAGAAAGUGAAGGUUUUCCGAGCCAGUGACCCCGUGCUGAGCGUCCUGAUGUGGGGGGUCAAUCACUCGAUUAAUGACCUGAGCCAGGUGCCUGUACCUGUGAUGCUGCUUCCAGACGACUUCAAAUCCAGCACCAAGAUCAAAGUGAACAACCACCUCUUCAACAAAGAGAAUCUUCCGGGACUGUUCAAAUUCAAAGAGUACUGUCCACAGGUGUUCAGAAACCUGCGAGAGCGCUUCGGCAUCGAGGACCAAGAUUACCAGGUGUCUCUGGCCCGCUGUCCUCCCCUCAAAGAUGAGGACGGGCAGUGCGUGGGACUGCUGCUGACGUCAUACGACCGCACUUUGGUAGUGAAAGAAAUCUCCAGCGAGGAGGUGGAGGAAAUGCACAACAUCCUUUCCGAGUAUCACCAGCAUAUAGUCACCUGCCACGGCAACACGCUGCUCCCUCAGUUCCUGGCCAUGUACAGAGUCACGGUUGAGAGCGAGGACACCUACCUGUUGGUGAUGAGGAACAUGUUCAGCCACAGACUGCAUGUACACAGGAAGUACGACCUCAAGGGGUCCCUGGUGUCUCGUGAGGCAAGUUUUAAAGAGAAGGUGAAGGAGCUCCCCACUUAUAAAGACGUAGACUUCAGGAAUAACAUGCAGAAAGUGUAUGUGAGCGACGAGGAGAGGCAGAAGAUCAUGGAUAAGCUCAGCAGAGAUAUCGAGUUUCUGGUGCGUAUGAGGAUCAUGGACUACAGCCUGUUACUGGGCAUCCACGAUGUGGGGCGGGCUGAGAGGGAGGAGGAGGAGGAGAUGGAGUCGUCCUAUGAAGAGGAAGAGGAGGAAGAAACUGACAUGGCUCCUGCUCCAGGUUCCACCUCCCCUGAGGGUAUCAGUGGCUACAUGAACUCCUUCAAACCCAUGGGCCCUGGGGAGUUCGACCCCUAUGUGGACGUGUACGCUAUUCAGAGCGCUGUAGAUUCGCCCCAGAGGGAGGUGUAUUUCAUGGGUCUGAUUGACGUGCUGACGCAGUACGACACCAAGAAGAAAGCUGCUCACGCUGCCAAGUCUGUCAAACACGGGGCAGGAGCAGAAAUCUCAACAGUCCACCCGGAGCAGUACGCUAAACGUUUCAGGGAGUUCAUCACUAAGAUCUUUGCUUAGUCCAAGGGUUAACCAUGCAAUACCUACUUAAUCUCAAAUCAACAUCAACAAGCACUGAAAAUGUACUUUUUAAUUGUAGAUGAUGUGUGUAGUUUUUGACCGGUCAGCCUCCAUAUCCCUCUGCACUGCGAGAAGGACUGUGCAUUUUAUUUUGAUGGGGAAAUGCAGACAGGAGAAAAGGUCUUAUUGAUGGUUUUUCUUUUGUAUUUGGGGUGAUUUAAUUAAAGACCUCUGACACGUAACAGUUCUUCCCGGGCAGAAGAAGGAAGUGGAGAUGACGAGAAGAAGGCGUUUUCUCAACAUUGUUGUUGUGUCCCUCACCCGCUGCUGCUUGGGGAGAAAGAUUUAUAUUUUGCUCUUAUAUAUUAAUUCAUUUGUGACUCACUGUGCUCUUGCCAACAAGGGCAUAAUUUGGGCAAAUUGGGAGAAUUUACAGGGUCAUUAAAAUGUUAAUCUCCUUUUUAGCACCAACGUGUGAUUUAAUCUGAUAUUAUCUUGCCAAAUGCAGACUUAUAAUAAAUAGCUAAACAUA
Messenger RNA from Acanthopagrus latus (yellowfin seabream), 1797 nucleotides. Its product is annotated as phosphatidylinositol 5-phosphate 4-kinase type-2 gamma-like. Gene Ontology annotation, biological process: phosphatidylinositol metabolic process. The transcript has 10 exons. Gene Ontology annotation, molecular function: phosphatidylinositol kinase activity. Lineage: Eukaryota; Metazoa; Chordata; Actinopteri; Spariformes; Sparidae. The coding region runs from base 33 to 1265 and encodes 410 amino acids. The record is from RefSeq and is a predicted model, not a curated record.